CAGUGGGGGCACUAACCACGAACAAACCGGGAUCAGUAGUCACAAGGUAACCCAGUGCAGCCCACACUCACGAUGCUAACGCUUGUGGCAUCGACUUUCAUUGUGGUUGCGGGGCUGUCCCUCUCCGAGGCUGUGACGAUCUGCUACUUCGGGUCGUGGGCGGUGUGGCGACAGGGAGCCGGGAAAUACGACGUGGAGGACAUUGACCCCUUCCUGUGCACUCACCUGGUCUAUGGCUUCGCCGAGAUCUCUACGUCCACCUGGGAAAUCGAGGCCAUGGAACCUUACAAUGACCUGUGUGUUAACUAUGGUCAGUGUGCCUACAGCAGGUUCACGGCGCUUAAAGACCUUAACCCUGAUUUAAAAACCCUACUGUCUGUUGGUGGGAAUUCUGUCGACGGCUCCACUUUCUCUGAGUUAUCCGGAGAUGCUAGUAAAAGGAAAAUCUUCGUCGGAAGCGCCGUCGAGAUGCUCAAGACCUACAGCUUCGACGGUCUCGACAUUAACUGGAUGCACCCGGCUGACAGAGAUGGGCAACCUGAGGACAAGAAAAACUACAUCGCUCUCCUGAGAGAUCUUCACGAAGCCUUGGCAGACGAGGACCUGGUACUCACAGCCUGCGUCUCUCUGGAGAAACGCGAGGUUGAUGUCGCCUACGACGUCCUAGGGCUUUCGGACGCCGUGGACUUCAUUUUGCUCAGCGGCUACAACCUACACGGACCCUGGGACACGUUCACGCACCACCACGCGCCCCUCUUCCCUCACCCGGCCGACACAGGCAACAAUGCCUUCCUCAAUAUUGACUACGGAGUUGGUUACUGGAUAUCGAAAGGAGUCGACAAGAAGAAACUAGUGCUGGGCCUCGGCACAUAUGGAACUACAUGGACUCUGAACAACUUGGACGACAGUGAUUACUACGCUUAUGCUACACAGGCGGGGAAACCUGGUCCUUACACAGCCACUCUGGGGUUUCUAGGCUACAAUGAGAUAUGCGAGAUGCAACAUGGAAAUGAUGAAUGGACGGUGGUGAGGGAUCCAGACAUGCACGAGCCCUACACAUACUCCGCGGCUGACAAGACCUGGUGUGGUUACGAGGACUCCCAGUCGAUGUGGCGGAAGGGUCAGUACGCCCGGAGCCAAGGCCUGGCGGGGACGAUGGUGUGGAGUCUGGAGACGGACGACUUCUCGGGGUCCUGCACGGGGCGGCCCUACAACCUCAUCAGGUCCAUGAACGAGGGCUUCCUGAACCUGCCCUUCAGCACUCCUGUGCCCCCGACGAGUGCCUCAACGCAGACGACAAGCGGCCUCGUGACCCCGACGUGUGGCAGCGAGACUUUCAUGCCCGACCUGUACUGUAAUAAAUACUGGCAAUGUGAAGGCGGCAUUCCGCACCCUCGGGAGUGUUCCGAGGGCCUCGUGUGGAAUAGCGUCCUUUUCACAUGCACUUGGCCCUCCGUCACGGACACCUCUCAUUGCCUCAUGCCCGGCCAGACGAUGACACCGACUGAGUCAUCCGCCACAUCAACAUCUGAGACAUCAACAAAAUCAACGACCCAGACUUCUCCAUCAACUGUAUCGAUAUCUGAGACAUCUGCACCAACUUCUCAGAUACCUUCAACUGCAGCAUCUUCUCUGACAUCUACAACCACUACAUCUACUACAUCAACCCCUAUGGCAACAACCAAGCCAAUUCUGCCUGACUGUGACCCUGCAUUAAAUUACUUUGUGCCUCAUCAAUCAUGUAAGAAGUACUGGUGGUGCGUCGGGGGUCACGCUGUUCUCGGAAGCUGCUAUGGAGACCUUGUGUGGGAUCAAGACGCUCGGGUUUGUGUCUCUGCUGGCCAGAGUGACCCUGCGGACUGUAGCACUUUGUAAUAUCCUUUACUGUAUUUUCAUCUACCAACUUAAGAAGUCGUGUGGUGUGUUCUGUUCUUGUUUUCUCUCACAAAAAAAUGUAAGCAAAGUAAAAUGACAAAGGAAAUAUAGUGUAUCGAUCGAUUUGA
Messenger RNA from Penaeus monodon (black tiger shrimp), 2003 nucleotides. RefSeq names its product chitinase-3-like protein 1. The transcript is spliced from 11 exons. Gene Ontology annotation, cellular component: extracellular region. The record is from RefSeq and is a predicted model, not a curated record. NCBI's taxonomy places the organism in Eukaryota, Metazoa, Arthropoda, Malacostraca, Decapoda, Penaeidae. The coding region runs from base 73 to 1875 and encodes 600 amino acids. Gene Ontology annotation, molecular function: chitin binding; chitinase activity. Gene Ontology annotation, biological process: carbohydrate metabolic process; chitin catabolic process.